AUGCCCACUACACUCGUCACUGGAGCCACCGGAUUUCUUGCCGGCCACUGCGUCGACCAACUGCUCAAGGCCGGCCACAAUGUCAUUGGCACGGUUCGAAACCCUGCAAAGGCCGAGCGACUGACACAGGCUCUGCAGAGCUCUGUGGACUCGGGAAAACUCACCCUGGAGACCGUCAAGGAUAUCCAGAACGAGGCCGAGUUUGAGGCACUGUUCAAGAAGCACCCCAAGCUUGACUACAUUCUUCAUACGGCCUCUCCGUUCAACUUCACUGCCGAGGACCCCGAGGAAGAAAUGCUCAAGCCGGCAAUUCAGGGUACUCUCUCCGUGCUCAAGACCGCUAAGGCCCAUGCUCCCAACGUAAAGAAGAUUGUCAUCACCUCUUCUGUGGCCAGCAACCUCGAUGUUGCCACCUUCUACGACCCUAACACCACUUACACCGAGAAGAGCUGGAACCCCAUGACCUGGGAGCAAGCGGCUGAGAAGGGCAACCCGUUCGCCAACUACAUGGGCUCCAAGCUGUAUGCUGAGAAGGCCGGCAUUGAGUUCCGUGACAAGGAGAAGCCCCAGUUCUCCAUAACCUGGAUCAACCCCACCUACAUUCUGGGGCCCGGUGUUGCUCUCGACAUGAGCGCUCUCAACACCUCGAACGAGGUCCUUGCAAACGUUCUCGGGUCCAAGAAGGGCCAGGACCCCGAGGGAGUUGCCGGCUGGUUUGUCGAUGUCCGAGACUGUGCUCGGGCCCACGUUGUUGCUCUCAAGCCCGAGCUUGACGGAGAACGACUCCUGCUGGCCACCGCCAAGUUCUGCACCCAGGACAUUGAGGAUAUCGCCAACAAGAUCCCCGAGUUCCAUGGCAAGAUUGCAAUUGGAAACCCCGCCAACCGGGAGAAGGAGCUAAACCACGCUUCCCAGUGCGACGCUAGCUACUCCAAGAAGCUGCUUGAUAUCGACUGGAUUCCCUUCAACAAGACUGUCGAGGAUUUUGCCAACCAGUGGUACGAGCAGCAUAAGUAG
Yarrowia lipolytica CLIB122 is the source of this 1017-nucleotide messenger RNA. RefSeq lists its product as uncharacterized. The record is from RefSeq and is a predicted model, not a curated record. Gene Ontology annotation, molecular function: oxidoreductase activity, acting on the CH-OH group of donors, NAD or NADP as acceptor. Lineage: Eukaryota; Fungi; Ascomycota; Dipodascomycetes; Dipodascales.